AUGGAGCCAGUUCAGACGCAGCUAGCUCGAGCUUCUCCAGCUUUAUGUCAAUAUGCAGGAACAUCGAACCCAUCAAUCCAUCCCGACCGUCUGUCACUCGCCUAUAUGUCUCCAUGGAACACAUUCGCAACGGACGCUUACCAAGUGUUCCAAGAGGCUGACAUUGCCCAUGAAGUUCCGUUGAACGACGAGACGGAACUUUACACAGUCGGCAAUGAGCUUGGUUUAACCGGGAGGUUUGUCCGUAACGUCUGCGACCCAGUCAUCAAAGCCCUCGAACCGGUUCUAGGUAUGGCGUCAAUCCGAUUUGCCGAUUUUCAGGCAAUCUCCACCCCAGAAGCCACUAUCCCAGACGUAUGUUUGGGGCUCAUUGCAACCAGGCCUAGACCUAAUAAUGUUCAUCUGGUUGGAGAAAUGAAAACGCCUUGGACCAUCUUGGACGAAUAUCUUCAUCUCAACCGACCCAGUACAUCUCCUCGCCUUGAGCCACUGAUAGGACAACUUGUUGGUCAGAUGCGCACAUGUUCAACUCGGUUUGGAUUUUUAUCCACCUACGACUCUACCGUUUUUGUGAAACGAGAAGCCGACUAUUCUUUCCUCCUUUCGCCGCCUAUUUGGCAUGGCGUUACGCAGCCUUCCCUUCGCCAGUUACUUACUGGUUUCUGUCUAAUGGCCGUAUCGGAGCCAAAAUACAUUGAAAGCCCAACAUUUGAGCCAAGGAAUCUACGAGGCCCUCCUCCUGUCCGCGUGUCCUCCCGUAUAACUGGAAAUUCCGCUUACCCAUCCCCGCCAGUGGCGAAUCAAGUAGACACUAUCACAUCGGAUAGUGUAAUCAUUAACACUGGCGGAUCUACCCCUACGGUCGUGAACUGCCUUCAGCAGUUAUCAGACUCACGCCUCCAAGAUAAGGCGACCUGGUUAGCAACUAUGGGUGGAUCAACGGUGAUCCUAAAGUGCUGGGGACUUCAAUACGAUGAGCUAUUUCAUGCGGAAGCAGAAGUGUACAACCGCAUUUGGGCCCAGCAGCCGACCGGCUAUCGCAGCUUCACCAAGUGGAUCUCCAGGGGGGAGAUUGUCUGCUCAAGUAUAUUCCCAUCAGGCUAUGUUCUCGUUCUGGAGCAGAGACGCGGGAUGCGGCUUGACAGACUAUGGCAUACUCUAUCCGAGGCCGAACGGGCUUACGUUCAGUCCGAAUGCCUUAACGGCAUUCAUGCUUUGCGACAAGUGGGCAUCCGCCUUGAUGAUCCUGGGAAGCACAAUAUUCUCUAUGACAGAGAUAGUCGUGUGGUAACUCUGCUUGACUUUGAAAGUGCGCAAGAGUUAGAAAGCCGCAUGUUCAUCUCGACAUAUUUUGAGAUGGGUAUCAUAUUCGGCUCUGAUCUUUUGCUGGGCCAUCCAUCUGGAGGCUAG
Molecule: messenger RNA, 1410 nt
Organism: Penicillium verhagenii
Lineage: Eukaryota; Fungi; Ascomycota; Eurotiomycetes; Eurotiales; Aspergillaceae
Exons: 4
Coding region: 1-1410 (469 amino acids)
Source: RefSeq, a predicted model, not a curated record